UGUUAUUCUAGCCGUGUGCAGUAUUUCUACGCUUCAAUGGCUGUCCUCCUGCAGACACACCGAGGAUUUGUAAUCCACGCGUGGAAGAAUGACUGAUCUCAUGCUACACGCACGGCUAUUUUGACUGCAUGUUUGAUUCAAAUAAAGGCUGCAUUUCUUCUCUAACGCCGGGAAUUAUUUCCAGCUUUAUUCGACCUCAAACAAGAUAACCUCAAGCUGGAGGAGACUGCUGUCUGUUUGACAGCUCUCAAGUACAUCUUGAUUUUUUUUUACAUAUAUAUGUAUAUAUCUUCUAUAUGUAGAACUUCUUCUAAAUCCAAACUUAUUUUAUUUCGUCUACAAUCGCCGGAUCAACAUUUAAGUCUGUUUGUUGUAGUAAUAAUAAUAAUAAUUGCAAGUCCGGUUUUUAAACGCGUCUCGGAGAGCUCGUCCUUUGCAAACUGAAUCCGGAUCGUCGCCGCUUCGUUAAAACCCAAUAGCGGCGUCUAGAUUGCAAUCUGGAUUGAACUUUUCUUUUGUUCAACAUUUCGGGCUCAAAUGCACACAGCGCCUGUAUGGGAGUGAAACUCUCCCACACGGAAGUGACUUACACACGUUAGGCCAGUGAUCGGUUGUGUUUUUCUAAGUGAAGUUGUAUUAGUUGCGUCCAUUGAAUUGAAUUGGCAAGAUGAUUCCUGACAAGGCACCAGGCGACGAUGUGCUACAUGCUUCAGGGGACUUGAAGAAAGAAGCGCACAUUCCCAGCUUUGAGAAGUACAAAGAGCUGUACAUCAAAUCUGUCGAGUCUCCUGGGGAGUUCUGGGGAGAUGUCGCCAAAGAUUUUUUCUGGAAGACAAAAUACACCGGGAAGUUUCUGGACUACAAUUUCGACGUAACCAAGGGUGAAAUUUUCGUGAAGUGCAUGGAAGGUGCCACAACCAACAUCUGCUAUAAUGUUUUGGACCGCAACGUCUAUGAGAGGAAACUGGGUGACAAAGUGGCUUUUUACUGGGAGGGUAAUGAACCUGGAGAUGAAAAGACAGUGACAUACAGAGAACUGCUUCAGCAAGUCUGCAAGUUUGCCAAUGUUCUCAAGUCGCAAGGCGUGAAGAAAGGUGACCGUGUAUCUAUUUACAUGCCCAUGGUGGUGGAGCUGGUGGUGGCUAUGCUGGCCUGCGCUCGGAUUGGAGCGGUCCACUCUAUAGUGUUUGCCGGUUUCUCCGCUGAGUCAUUGUGUGAAAGGAUCAUGGACUCUCAAUGCUGUAUUCUUAUAACCGCAGAUGGCUUUUACCGCGGUGAUAAACUAAUCAAUCUGAAGCUUAUAGCUGACGAGGCACUACAGAAAUGCAGGGACAAGUCUUUCACAUUGGAUAAAUGUAUAAUGCUAAAACACCUCACAAAAGAAGAGGCUUUGUCUGGAUCGCUGUCGCCCCCAGCGAAACGCGCCUGCCCUGAUCUGCAGCAGGAGAAACAGAAAGAAAGAGUAAGGAAGGUCCGUCCCUCCCCACAGGUGCCAUGGAAUCCUGAGAUUGAUUUGUGUUGGCACUCUCUGAUUGGUGGAGCAUCAGAGGAGUGUGAGCCUGUCUGGUGUGAUUCAGAAGACCCGCUCUUUAUCCUCUACACCAGCGGCUCUACUGGGAAACCUAAGGGUGUAUUGCAUACAGUGAGUGGCUACAUGCUUUACACUGCGGCCACCUUUAAGAUGGUGUUUGAUUAUCACUCUGAUGAUGUGUACUGGUGCACUGCAGACAUUGGUUGGAUCACCGGUCACUCAUACAUCACAUAUGGGCCGUUGGCCAAUGGCGCGACCAGUGUGUUGUUUGAGGGUCUUCCCACAUACCCGGAUGUGAGCCGAAUGUGGGAGAUUGUUGAUAAAUAUCACAUCUCCAAGUUCUACACAGCACCCACCGCCAUCCGGCUCUUGAUGAAGUAUGGCAGUGAGCCCGUUCAGAAGUAUAAGCGGACCUCCCUGAAGAUUUUGGGAACCGUAGGGGAGCCCAUAAACCCAGAAGCCUGGCAGUGGUACUACAACGUGGUGGGAGAGAAGAAAUGUCCUGUGGUGGACACCUUCUGGCAGACUGAGACGGGUGGGCAUGUGAUGACCCCUCUGCCGGCUGCUACUCCCAUGAAGCCUGGCUCUGCUACAUUUCCCUUUUUUGGGGUUGUACCUGCUAUUCUGAAUGAGUCGGGGGAGGAACUUGAAGGACCAAGUGAGGGCUAUCUGGUGUUUAAACAGCCUUGGCCAGGUCUGAUGAGAACUGUGUACGGGAACCACGAAAGAUUCGAAACCACCUACUUCAAGAAAUUCCCUGGAUACUACGUGACUGGAGAUGGUUGUCGUAGAGAUAAAGACGGGUACUACUGGAUCACCGGAAGGAUAGAUGACAUGUUGAAUGUGUCUGGGCACUUACUAAGCACUGCAGAGGUGGAGUCGGCUCUGGUGGAGCAUGAAGCUGUAGCUGAGGCAGCGGUUGUGGGGCGGCCACACCCUGUUAAAGGCGAGAGUCUCUACUGUUUUGUCACCCUCAAUGACGGAAUCAACUACAACCAAAAGCUGGAGGCGGAGCUUAAAAAGCAAGUGAGAGAGAAGAUUGGUGCCAUAGCUACACCUGACUAUAUUCAGAAUGCCCCCAGCCUUCCAAAAACCAGAUCAGGCAAGAUCAUGCGUCGUGUUUUGCGGAAGAUAGCGUGUAAUGAGCGGGAUUUGGGUGAUGUGUCCACGUUAGCAGACAGCUCUGUCAUUGAACAACUGUUUGAGAACCGCUGCUGUACUGCUGUGUGACCACCAGGGGCAUCCACCACAACGCCACUGUCUGGCCCCCAUACCAGCUUCAGUUCUGGAGGGAAGAGGAUGAAUCUGAGCUACAAUGGAGUUUAGGAUAAUGCUACUAGUGGGCAGACAGAACGAAAAAAAACUUAAGAGAUGUAUAAUUCCUACUGCAAUUCACCGACUCAAAGAAAUCUCUUGGAAAACCCAAGGUUUGGGUUUGGCAUAGAGUUUUAACUGCAUUUUUACAGGACCCAGUUAUAUGUUAGAAAACACUUUCACCCCCCUCUUCAAAAUUUUAUUAUGUUUAUUAUUUCCUUCUCUUUCUCUGUGUGUCAGUUCAUUAAUCUGCUUUCAAUGUGCCAACAUAACCUCAAAACAAGGUUGUUUUUUUUUGUUUGUUUUUUUUCUUCAUUUUUUCACUACUAAAAUGAGAAAAUAAGACUGUAUAUGUCAUGAUUUUGUUGUGUACUAAGUUAUAGCGGUUUAAAAUCUCUCUGCUUUGGUCGAAGGUUUCAUUUUAACAUUUAAAGCUACAAAUUGUAUAGAACUUUCUAUACAAGCCAAAGCAUGCAUUAAUAUUUACCAAAAUAACAUGGUAUCGUACAGGUGUCACCAAUGUUAGAAUUUAACUGUAUAUUUUAUUCCUGGAACAGUUUGCAACUUUGUGAUGAAAGUUUGUGUGUGAACCGACAAUAAUAUUUAGAAUAUAUUUCUUCAGGAAAGUUAUGAAAGAGCUAUGAUUGACUUCAUAAAGGCUGUAUGUUCAUUUGAAAAUGUACUUGACAGGAGUAAAUGACAUUUCUGACCAUGAUGGUGAUCUCGUUGUAAUCCUGAUACUUAGACCCGUUCAGUGGCUUAAUUUCAAAGUGUUAAAAUCUGUAUUUUAUAUUGUGAAGGUAUCCUCUCAAGAAGCUUUUUCAGGAGAAAAGUGAUCAAAUUCCAGCCGUUGUAUGAGUGUACGGUGCUCUCAUGCAGCAGUACUGCAUCUCUGGACUGUAUUUGUUACUAUUGUCAGAUUGAUUACUUCCAGCUUGGCAUUAACUUGAGUUUUGGAUAUUUCAUAGCUCUUAAUGUGGAUGAGUAAUAGCUGUCAAUGCUUUUCUCAACCCUGUAAGCAUUCACUAGCCUAUAUGAUGAGCGAUUUGAACUUCUGUUUGUGUUUUUUUUUUACCCUUUAUUUUCCUUUU
Onychostoma macrolepis is the source of this 3936-nucleotide messenger RNA. It is a transcript of the gene acss2, whose product is annotated as acyl-CoA synthetase short chain family member 2. The transcript is spliced from 19 exons. Gene Ontology annotation, molecular function: acetyl-CoA synthetase activity; AMP binding. Bases 668 to 2761 code for a protein of 697 amino acids. NCBI's taxonomy places the organism in Eukaryota, Metazoa, Chordata, Actinopteri, Cypriniformes, Cyprinidae. The record is from RefSeq and is a predicted model, not a curated record. Gene Ontology annotation, cellular component: cytoplasm.